Molecule: messenger RNA, 1005 nt
Organism: Arachis stenosperma
Lineage: Eukaryota; Viridiplantae; Streptophyta; Magnoliopsida; Fabales; Fabaceae
Product: metalloendoproteinase 5-MMP-like
Exons: 2
Coding region: 1-1005 (334 amino acids)
Biological process (GO): collagen catabolic process; proteolysis; extracellular matrix organization
Cellular component (GO): extracellular matrix
Molecular function (GO): zinc ion binding; metalloendopeptidase activity
Source: RefSeq, a predicted model, not a curated record
AUGCAGCUAUCUGGCGCUGAAAUGUUAAGCGUCGACGUCCAGGGAUUCGUCAAGCAAUUGAAGCAAAUUUUUCCAGAUGUGGCACGCGAUACCGGACUCAACUUUUUUACGACAAUGUUGGGCUAUAUAAAACAGCCAGGUGCUACGCCGAAGAGUAAUAUCCCAGGCCUCCAUUAUGUAAAACAGUAUCUCAACAACUACGGUUACUUGCAAGACUCGUACGGCAGUAGUUUCACAGAUGAAAUGGAUCAGAACACCGUUUCCGCCAUCAAACAAUAUCAAAAGUUCUUCCGUCUCCGCGACACCACCGGAAACCUCAACCAAGAGACUCUAGAUCUGAUUUCGCGGUUCCGCUGCGGUGUCCCGGACGGUAACCUCAUCUACUCUCUCUCCCCUACCAACCGUGUGUCGUGGCCUAAUGGGAAAAACUGGUACUCUAACCGCCACAAUCAUCUCACCUACGGUUUUUACCCUCAGUUCCCAGAUGACAUCGCCACCGUGUUUAGAGACUCAUUCAAGCAGUGGUGGUCAGACGCUAUAACGGAGGAGCUAAGCCUAACAUUCAAAGAGACAAGUUACGUCAAUGCAGAUAUCAAGGUUGGACUCCAAAACUUCAACGAGAAGACGGUGGUAGGGGUAAGCCUUAUAGAACUUUGUGUGUCUAACAAUGCUGUUGGGUACAUGCUUUUGGAUGCUAAUAACAAGAACUGGGCACUUCCAAAUGUGGGGUCACUGGGAAGUGGUGGAAUUGACUUGGGUGCUGUGGCCAUGCACCAGAUAGGGCAUCUUAUUGGGCUUUCACACUCCGGUGACAGUGAAUCGGUUAUGUAUCCGUAUAUUUUGCCUGGAAACCAGAGGAAGGCGCAGCUCUCAAACGAUGAUAUACAGCAGAUCAAGCAACUUUCUUCCGCUAAUGGAAAUGGAAACGGAGUUGGGUCCAGUCCUUGGGGAUUGAUUACCACAUUAUUCCUACUUGGAUUUCCAUGCUUGUUCCUCUUGUACUAG